UUGGGACCGCCUUCCAGGCUCCUCCUCCCUUCCCACCCUUUUUAUAGUCCCUGAAGGGGACGCAGUCACUCUGCCUGGGCUCACUGCUCUCACCAUGGCUCACAUUGCCAAGUCUUUCUACGACCUCAGUGCUAUUAGCCUGCAGGGGGAGAAGGUGGACUUCAAUACGUUCCGAGGCAGGGCAGUGCUGAUUGAGAACGUGGCCUCCCUCUGAGGCACAACCACUCGGGACUACACGCAACUCAACGAGCUGCAAUGCCUCUUCCCCAGGCGCCUGGUGGUUCUUGGCUUCCCUUGCAACCAAUUUGGACAUCAGGAAAACUGUCAGAAUGAGGAGAUCCUGAACAGUCUCAAGUACGUCCGCCCUGGUGAUGGGUUCGAGCCCACCUUUACCCUUCUCCAGAAGUGUGAGGUGAACGGUGAGAGAGAGCACCCAGUCUUCGCCUACCUGAAGGACAAGCUUCCCUACCCGCAUGAUGACCCAUCCUCUCUGAUGACCGACCCCAAGUUCAUCAUUUGGAGUCCAGUGCGCCGCUCAGAUGUGGCCUGGAACUUUGAGAAGUUCCUUAUCGGGCCAGAGGGAGAGCCCUUCCGACGCUACAGUCGCACCUUCCCAACCAUCAACAUUGAGCCUGACAUCAAGCGCCUCCUCAAAGUUGCCAUAUAGGCAGGAGCUCAGCACACAGACCUCCUGCUCCAUCCAGCCCCCAGUACCUGUCCUGACAUUCAGCACAUUUUCUUUGAAAUCUUGCCUUUCCAGUCUGCCUAUUUCCUUUCCCUCCCCCGCCUUCUGGCUGGUGAUUCAACCUGGGCCUCCAAAACCUGGAGGGGGCUCUGGGCCUUCACAGAAUGAUGGCACCUUCCUAAACCUACAGGGAUGGUGUCUGAGAAGUGUGAGGGGCUAGAGCAGCCUUCUGGAUGAGUCAAUAAAAAAGGAAAUAGCCAGG
This is a messenger RNA of Condylura cristata (star-nosed mole), 947 nucleotides long. RefSeq names its product glutathione peroxidase 2 (gene GPX2). Gene Ontology annotation, molecular function: glutathione peroxidase activity. The record is from RefSeq and is a predicted model, not a curated record. NCBI's taxonomy places the organism in Eukaryota, Metazoa, Chordata, Mammalia, Eulipotyphla, Talpidae. Gene Ontology annotation, biological process: response to oxidative stress. The transcript has 2 exons.